UAUUAAAGAAAUAAUUUAGAGUUUACUCAAAAAUUAAUCCAGUGAAUUUAUUUCCAACAAAUAGAAAACCCUUUACGUUUCUCAAGCUCAAUCGCCCCAGAUAUGAUAGGAAAAUGGUAUUAACUGACCAGGCAUAUCUCAAACCAAUCGUUUAUCAGUCACUCGUGUGAGUUCAUAGGGUUCAGAGAAUGAAUUUCAAACGCGAAAUCUUGCUGAGUCUCUUUCUGGGGAUUUUAGCGGAGUUUGUUGUGCAAGCUCUCGAAGAUGAAGCUAUUGUGAAUCUCCCCAAUGGACCAAUACGAGGGGAAAAGUUCCCUAAAUUUUUCGCGUUCAAGGGAAUCCAAUAUGCGGAGUCCCCGGUGGGUGAAAAACGUUUUGAACCUGUGGGACUUUUCAGUGAAAAGUGGACAGAAGUGAAAGAUGUGAGGGAAUUUGGGGCUAGCUGUGUCCAGCUUCCUCACAUGGGCUACAGUGACGAAGCAAUUAUUGAGGGCGAGGAAGACUGUCUAUUCCUUAAUGUGUUCACCUCAAGCUUGGACACCGAGAAGAAGCUCCCAGUCUUCUUUUACAUCCAUGGUGGUGCAUUUAUGUUUGGUGGAGGAAAAUUGUUUACUCCUGAGAGAAUUUUGGAGCAUCAGGAAAUGGUUUUUGUCACAAUAAAUUACCGUGUGGGAAUUAUGGGAUUUUUGAGUACAGAAGAUGAAGUUGUUCCUGGAAAUAUGGGACUGAAGGAUCAAGUAGUGGCCCUUCAAUGGGUUAAACAAAAUAUCCAUCUAUUUGGAGGGAAUCCCGAUUCUGUUACUAUCACAGGAUUAUCUGCUGGAGGUGCAAGUACUCAUCUUCAUUACUUCUCACCCCUUUCCGAGGGUCUCUUUCAUCGGGGAUUGUCUCAAAGUGGAUGUGCUCUCAAUCCAUGGGUCAUGGCGGAAAAUUCAAGAAAGAAAGCCCUCAUGGUGGCUGGUCAUUUAAAAUGUCCAGUUGAUAAUAUUGAAAAGGCAAUAGAAUGCUUACAAACCAAACCUGCUGAAGAGGUUGUUAGAAGUGCUACUCUCUUCCUUCCAUGGCUCUACAAUCCAUUCUCGCCAUUUGGCGUAGUUGUCGAAAAGAAAGGAUCAAACCCAUUCCUUUCUGGCCAUCCUGAGGAUCUUCUAAGAACUGGAAAAGUGUCUAAAUUGCCUUGGAUUGUUUCUCUAACUGAUUCUGAAGGACUCUAUCCAGUUGCUGAUUUUGUGAAUCCUCCAUCCAGGCUUGAAGAGCUGAAUAAAAAAUGGGUUGAAUUGGCGCCAAUUGUUUUGGAUUUUGCUGGAACAGUUGCAAAUAGAGAUCAAAAUUCUGUGGCAAAGAUAAUCAAAAGAACCUAUCUGGAAACGGAAGAUAUCACUGAAAAGAAUCUUCCUAAACUUGUGGAUAUGUUCAGUGAUCGGCUCUUUGAUAUUGGAAUCAGUUUAAGUGCUCGCCUUCAUGCUGAAGUCCUAAAGUCUCCAGUUUAUCUUAUCCAUUUUACCUAUCGUGCCAAUUUCGGAAUUCAACACUUUUUUGCUCCAAAUUUCAAAUUCAAAGGAGCUGGACACGCAGAUGACAAUAUGAUUCUCUAUAAGACCCCACUGAGACCACUGCCUCUCACUACAAAUGAACAGCUCAUGGUGAAACUCUACGCAGAAUUUUUUGUCUCUUAUGCCACACAGGAAAAGCCUAAAAUGGCAGAAGUUACUCUAGUGCCCAUUACCAGUAAAUUUAUGCCAUUCCUGCACAUUAAAUCUCCCGAAAAUAUCACCAUAGGAAAUACCGUAGGAUUCGCAAAUGAGAAGUUCUGGUAUUCCCUCCCAAUAGCUGAAUAUACCAAGUGGAAUGCCCCCAAGAAACCGCAGAAAAUUGAGCUCUAGAAAUUAUCAUCAUGGGCUGCUUUAUCAUUUACACAUUGAUAAGGCAAUUCGGCAAAUAUUUUAGUAUUGUCUCGCCGGAGAAGACAGACAAGAAAUACAUUAAGUACCCUUAUCUUCUCACUCAGAGGCUUAAUAAAUUAUCUGUGAAUCCCUGAA
Molecule: messenger RNA, 2039 nt
Organism: Phlebotomus papatasi
Lineage: Eukaryota; Metazoa; Arthropoda; Insecta; Diptera; Psychodidae
Product: venom carboxylesterase-6-like
Exons: 2
Coding region: 189-1883 (564 amino acids)
Source: RefSeq, a predicted model, not a curated record